UAACAAUCUUAAAAUCUUAGUGCAUUAUGACGAAAUAUGUUCAAUAUUAUUCCGAAACUGUAUUAAAAAUAAAUAAAUGCAUUUUUAGUUCAGUGUAUGAGAUUAGUGUUCGGUUCCGCAACUAGAACGUAUCAGCGAUGUGCUUGUAAAUGUAUUUAAACUUGACUUUUCGCUUCAAUUCAAUCAAAUUGCUUAACUUAUUUGAAAAUACGUACUAUUUUGUAAGCUUUCAAUUAAGAUUAAUAAAUAAAUUUUAGCAAGAAUUUUUUCAAGAUUUCGUUGGUAUUUAACUGCCAAUAGCUCUUAUAUCGUGCAUAUUUUUGCUGUACUUUUAUAGACAGUCGAUCGUAGUGGUCGGAAUAUAAGAGAUAAAAAAAAAUAUUGACGAAUCGAUUGAAAAUGUUCACAAUUAAAGAAGAUAUCGGAUUUUAAAAAAAAUUUAAUGCAUAAAAAUAAAAGGAAAUGGAUAUUGCACUGAACGGUUCAAAUUUGUGAUAUUAUUCGGUAUAAUUUUGCGCAGAUUUUUGAAUUUGAAAUAAAAAAAUCCUAAUAAAUUUUAUUUAGAAAAUUUUGUUGCUCUUUGAAUUCUCUUACAAAGAAGCAGACAAUGUUUUUAGAUAAUAGUUUUUUUGCGUUAAUCGUGUUCUGUCUCAUGAAAAAGUUGUUAGCUAUAGAAACAACGGCUCUAUCAAUUGCUUCAAUCAAUCCAAAAACUACCCAAACACUUUGGUCAGUAAUAUUUGAGCCGCAAUUGCUAAAUAUUACUAUGUCUCAAACGAAGACUAUAGAAUUAACGAUAAACAACAUAGAUCCUGCUUGGAACAACAAUUAUGAAUUUCAUAUAUUGCCCACGCGCAAAGAUUUGAUAAAAAUCGAAAAUCGUAAAAUAUUUGGUUCAAACAUUGCACAGAAUCUUACACAGUGGAAGCACAAUUUUACGAUUGACGCCAUAUUUCUUGGCCAUGCAAUGGUGCACGUAGACCUAUAUCGUCCUCAUAUGAAAGUUGAGCGCGCCCGUGAAUUCGUUCGCGUUACAGUCUUACGUAAUGUGGGUGCUUCAGACAUUGUAUUCAAAGCUAUUGUUGGUGCAUUCGUUUCAGUGAUAUAUAUAAGUUAUGGGGCUGCUUUGGAUUUGAUUGAUUUAAAGCAUAUUUUGGUUAAACCAGUGGGCCCCGCCAUUGGUUUCAUUGGCCAGUAUUUAAUUAUGCCUGUACUUAGUUAUUUGAUUGGUUAUUUUCUGUUUCCCGAUAUGAUUGCAUUACGCUUGGGUCUAUUUCUUAUCGGCACAACACCGGGUGGCGGGGUUUCCAAUGUACUUACCGUCCUUUUAGACGGUAAUUUAAACCUUUCAGUUGCAAUGACGGCAAUAAGUAAUUUGGCAGCUUUUGGCAUGAUGCCGAUAUGGAUUUUUACAUUAGGCGUUCUGAUUUUUAAAGAUGGUAAUCUGGAUGUGCCUUAUAAAACAAUUGCCUAUCUAUCAUUUUCGCUGCUGUUACCCCUAACUAUUGGCGCAGUGUUGCAGAAAUGUUCUCCUUUGAUAAGUAAAAGAAUGACUCGAUUUUUGAAGCCUAUUUCAUUAAUUCUGAUGAUUUCAAUCAUAAUUUUCGCUUUUGCUGUCAACACAUUUAUGUUUAAAUUGUUCUCGUGGAAGAUAAUUUUUGCCAGCAGUGCAUUACCAUGGAUUGGCUAUGCAAUAGGUUGGGUAAUGGCGAAACUAUGCAAGCAAUCAUCAAAGGAUUGUUUAACAAUAGCUAUCGAGACAGGCAUACAAAAUACUGGUAUUGCAAUAUUUAUGGUUAACUUUACUCUUGAACAACCACUAGCAGAUAUCACAAAUGCUGUGCCAGUGGCGAACUCGUUGAUGACACCAUUGCCACUACUAUUGAUUUAUAUUUGCCGUAAGAUGUACAGUUGUGGCAAUGAAUACGAAGUUGAAAAAAAACCACAAAUGGAUGAAAUGAAAGAUCAUGAAAUUGAAGCUAUUUUGCAAUAGAGAUUAUUGCAUUAAUUUUUUACGUGAUAGUAGUCCGGAAAACGUUGUUUUAUUAUUCUCCUUAAAAGUAAACAAAAAUAAUAAUUGUCUCAAAAUAUGGAAUAUGUUUGGCAAUACAAAUUUGUAGUAUUAAGUGUAUAGAUGGCAUUGAGGUUCUUACCAUACCUUUCUAAGAUCUUGAUUACUUUUUUAUGAUUGAAAUUGAUACCUUUACGAAUUUCCUCAUUCACAUGUAUCG
Glossina fuscipes is the source of this 2231-nucleotide messenger RNA. RefSeq names its product sodium/bile acid cotransporter-like. The record is from RefSeq and is a predicted model, not a curated record. The transcript is spliced from 2 exons. Gene Ontology annotation, cellular component: membrane. NCBI's taxonomy places the organism in Eukaryota, Metazoa, Arthropoda, Insecta, Diptera, Glossinidae. Bases 608 to 1993 code for a protein of 461 amino acids.